CCCCCCAGAAAGAGACGCUGCGCAAGACAAAGUCCGCGCCCCGGUUCGACCCCUUACGGCAGGCGCAGUCCUCGAGCGCUGACUAUCGUCCUGAUGUCAGCUUGGACGCUGCCGACGUCUGCGCAGCGUCCGUGGGUGGUCCGGUGGAUUCGGACGAUUCUGGAGUGAUGUAUGAACGACGUCCAAGAAAGGCGUGGGGAGCGUUCCACAGCAGUCUGAGCCCCAGAAGGUUUGGACAACUGAUGGGGAGUGUGCCCGCCCAUCGGACGCCCAGAAAUGGAGAGUCCGAAAACGAAGCGUCCGAAAACGGCACCGAGGCCCAGGUGAAUCGAACAACGGGAGCGGAAGCGUUUCCGCACGGAAGGCUUGAGGUCAACCAGGACGUCAGCAUAAGCUCGGCAGACGACAACCUGGCGGCAGUUCUUGAGCGAAUCAGAGAUGUGCACACGGCGCAGAGUAGUGACUCUGAACGGGACAGCUUGGGCCGGGUUUACCCGGGGCAGGAUGUGGAAGCUGGGAGGGGGGCCGAAACUGGGGCGAACGGGAGGGGGGCAGAAAGAGAUGUGGGCCGGUGGGAAGGAAAAGUGGGGAUAGAUAAGAAGCAGCAGGAUGCGUGGGAGGGCGCGUGCAAGCGGGAGGAGCUGCAGGGGCUGCGCUUGAAAGAGAUUCUGGAUUACAAGGCCCAAAUGAAGGAGAAGUUCGUGAGGCUCCUCCUCGGCGACGACCUUUCGGGGGGGUCCCGGGGCGCCAGCCCUGCGCUGGCCAUCUCGCACGCGGUGACCAACCUAGCCGGUGCCGUUUUCGGUGACGUGUACACCUUGGAGCCAUUGGAUAUCGACAAGAAGCUUCGGUGGACGCGUGAGAUCGACUGGCUGAUCAGUCCCGCUUACCAGAUUGUGGAGAUGCGCCCCGGCUGGGUCGUGACACCGGCGGGAACGAAGACAGAGAUCAUGCAACGGCAGCCACGUGGCGACCUCCAAGCCUCCCUUCCGGUGCUCAAAAAGCUAGACGCCCUCCUGAUGGACACGAUGGACACUUUGAUCAACCAAGAGUUUUCGUACAAGAGCGCGCCGCGGACGGUGACGUCAUCCGACGUCCUGGACGCGUACUGGCGUCCGAAAGCGGUGGUCCCCGCGGGGGGGCUGAGCCCGGAAGCGCUGCGGAAGUUGCGCGGGCAGAAGGAGGUGGUUACGAAUAUUUACGCGGUGGCGAUGGCGAUCAACGCGCAGACGCUCGCGGAGAUGGCGAUCCCGGACGAGUACUGGGAGUCGCUGCCGAGGUCGAGCAAAGCCGCUCUGGGCGAAGAGCUUUACCGCGCUCUCACAGAGGACGGCUUCGAGAACGGCGGCAUACUGUCGGCGCUGGGCGUUGCGGAUGAGACUUCUGCGGCCAGAGUCGCCAGCGCCCUAGAGGCGGCGAUCCACCUGUGGCAGCGCAAGAUCGUCAAACGGGGCCAGGAGGACCACGUGAACGAGCCGGUCCAGAGUUGGCGGCAGCGCGUCGAGACGAUGACGGGCCACGGCGCGGAAGCGCGCGAGCGAUGGGUGGCGCGCGCGUCGGAGCUGCUGCAUACGCUGUUCGCCACGUUCCCCGGGCUGCCGCACACGCGGCUCGCACAAUCGAAGAUCCAUCACAACAAGGACGUGGGCCAAGCUAUCCUAGAGAGCUACUCGCGGGUCCUCGAGACCGUCGCCUCUAACCUGCUCGCGGGCAUUAGCCACGUGUUAGACUCGCACGAGGAGGCAUACAGCCUCGGGAAGGCCCUGCGCGCCUCCGCCGACUACAGCCUUAACCAAAAUUCGCCCACGAGCCUGCUAACUAACCCCGCCCCAACCCCGCCCAAAACCCCGGGCGAUUCGGACCGUAGCUCCGGCCUUGCGGCGAACGAACUAGAAGGGGAAGAUACGCCCGGGGGACAAAACGUUCCCGCCGGGAACCCCCUGCAGAAGUGGGUCGUGCUUGAGGGCCGGUCCGCGCAAAGCGCACAGAAUCCGGGCAAGGGCUUGGAUGUUCUACGGACGGCGGUCGGGCGGUUCGCUUGACUGAGUUGCGAUUACGAGUGACAGGGCUGGGGUGUUGAUCUUGCGACAAGGGCCCUCGCGUGGGGUGCUUGGUGCAGACUAAAUCGGUGGUUGGUUGAGUGUUGGUAGAUAGAUAACAGGAAGAAGUUUGCAGAGGAUGGCUGGUGUGCAGGGUGUGCGGGUGGACGGGUGUUUGCGGCAGCGAAGUGGCGGGCCGCGUGUGGUUGAGUUGCGUUUAUCUAAUGUAAAAAGAAGCGUACAUACAAAGUCUGACUCGACUGUACUGUACUGCGCAAGAGCAAGCUAGGAGGUUGAUUGGUGUGCAAUUGAGUUGACGCCAGGCCACCAAUAGGCUACUAACCAAGGUCGGACAUGUACUAUUUUCUACGAGAAAGGUACUAGCUACACGAGCUUUAACAAUAACAAUCAAAGACGUGAUAGCGUCACAUAUAGGUGCCAGCUCCCGCCUUUUGGAAGCGCUAGCGACAAUGCUCCGAGUUAAAUUGAUGCUCAGCAGCUGAUGCUCCCGAGUACUUCCGAUUGAACCGGCGGACGGGC
Molecule: messenger RNA, 2579 nt
Organism: Klebsormidium nitens
Lineage: Eukaryota; Viridiplantae; Streptophyta; Klebsormidiophyceae; Klebsormidiales; Klebsormidiaceae
Source: the annotation of a GenBank genome assembly